CCGUAUUAUCAACAUGGGCGACUCGCAAGAAACUGUGGAAAAAUUAGAGACGAUCAAGUCUAUACGAUCUAAAGUGUACUGGCUGUCUAGGACGACAGGCCAGUUGAGAGUGAAUGUUGACGAGGUGGAGAAGGCGAGAGAACUGCAGGAGGAAUGCAGGAGAGUUUUAGCAGAGUUGGAUGCUGAAGAGAAGAGAUAUACGGAUGCGCUGAGAGAAAUCAAGGCAGACGUUGCUGCAAUGUCACAGACAAUAGCCAAGUUAGACUUUCACAUAAGAAGUAAUCAAGACGACGCCAUCAUCCUGUUAUCAAACACUUGCCAGCCAGCACGAAUUGCGAUGAACCAGUUGUUAGCUACAGUUGGUUUGCCUAACAUCAAACGAUCAACAGAGGAAGACACAGUAUCAGAAUGGGCAUUAAAUGUAGGGAGCAAGCGAUCUCAUACUAGGACUUCUGUCAAGAGUAAGAGGAAUGAUAACAGCAAGGAUCGAUUCACGUCUCCUGCUAAGAAACAAAAUCUAUUUGAGACAUGUUAGACAAAGGGAUGGGCAUGAAGAGUGUAGUGUAUAUAGACUGUUGCUGGGAUAACCAUACAUAUUCAGGAUGUUUGACAUAUUGUGUAGAUGUGUAGAUGUAGUAAUAUUAAGUUACUGUGUGUGUGUGUCAAUUUAUCGUGAGGAGUAGUUCCAGAUUUGAUAGCAGUCCACCAAUUUUUUGGUCUUGUAAACCAAAAUUUGGUUAUCUUUUUUUGCACAAGAGAAUGACAAUAAACAGUGUGUGUGUGUGCGUGUGUGUGUGUGCAUGUGUGUGCGUGUGUGUGUGUGUGUGUGCAUGUGUGUGCGUGUGUGCGUGCAUGUGUGUGUGGCAUGUGUGCAUGUGUGUGUGU
Corticium candelabrum is the source of this 885-nucleotide messenger RNA. RefSeq lists its product as uncharacterized. Gene Ontology annotation, cellular component: nucleus. Gene Ontology annotation, biological process: positive regulation of neuron differentiation. Lineage: Eukaryota; Metazoa; Porifera; Homoscleromorpha; Homosclerophorida; Plakinidae. The transcript is spliced from 3 exons. The coding region runs from base 14 to 535 and encodes 173 amino acids. The record is from RefSeq and is a predicted model, not a curated record.